This is a messenger RNA of Fulvia fulva, 852 nucleotides long. RefSeq lists its product as uncharacterized. The coding region runs from base 1 to 852 and encodes 283 amino acids. Lineage: Eukaryota; Fungi; Ascomycota; Dothideomycetes; Mycosphaerellales; Mycosphaerellaceae. The transcript has a single exon. The record is from RefSeq and is a predicted model, not a curated record.
AUGGAGAACAUGAUGCACAGGUUGGAUCUGACACCUGGCACUCCUAAGGACGUCCUCCAGAACUCCACGCCCAAACUUACUACGAAGGCUACUUUCCUUUCCUUGCCAGCAGAACUCCGCAACAAGGUCUACGAGCUGUACUUCGACGGCAUCGACGACCGCAUCAGAAGCUCCUGGAUCCGCAGCGACGACGGCAGCUUCUGCUUCUCCAUGCGCGACUUUGAAAUCUUCCUAGCGAGCCGACAGGUCAACGCCGAAUCCGCAUCCUGGUUCUGGCACAAGCACCAGCAUUACUUCCGCGGUGCAAAGUUCGUGUGGAGCACGUCUAUCCGUUCCAUCGCAGCGGCGUGGAACCGGCACAGCCGUGCCUUCGCGGAAGAACCGGAGAUCAUGUACAACCUCGACGCGGAUUCAUGGUAUGGAUACCACGGCCCGCGCCAUACAGCAAAGGUGAAUGAUCUCAUGGAUCUCCUUGAGAGAAGUCGCGCUUCGUAUGAUGAGGCUGGGGAGCGGCUUGUUGCUUUCACUGGGAGACAUGAUGUGGUGGAGAGUAUGCGUCUACCAGUUCAGGAGUCCGAGGUAGAUUGCGAAGGCGAUGACGGGUCUGUAGGGCGUGGAUUUGGUCCUUGGUGUCGACAGCUGCGCGUCCAGUGCAAUUUGGAGCCUUAUAAGGUUCGGUUCUUGGAGUUUUACGCUUCUGAUGGGGCAAAGGCAUAUAAAUUUCGACUGCGGUUCUGUCUUAAGAACCAGGCUGUGUGGUUGAGUGGGCCGUUGUCGAGGUUGGAUUGGGCGUUGAUGGCAGAGGAUGCCGUGCAGGGAAGGAGACGGCGGCGAUUCAUCGGAGGAUUGUGA